Messenger RNA from Annulohypoxylon maeteangense, 1849 nucleotides. Its product is annotated as ATPase, V1 complex, subunit C. Gene Ontology annotation, biological process: proton transmembrane transport. Gene Ontology annotation, cellular component: vacuolar proton-transporting V-type ATPase, V1 domain. Bases 466 to 1656 code for a protein of 396 amino acids. The transcript has 5 exons. Gene Ontology annotation, molecular function: proton-transporting ATPase activity, rotational mechanism. Lineage: Eukaryota; Fungi; Ascomycota; Sordariomycetes; Xylariales; Hypoxylaceae. The record is from RefSeq and is a predicted model, not a curated record.
GUUGUAUGUGGUAUUGAAACACCCCACUUAAAAUUGAACUAAAGCCCUGGAGAGCGUUCGAAACACUGACGUUGACUUGUGCAUUUGUACCUACAGUUGUACCUACAGCUCCAAUCACACAACAGCCUACAGCCUCAACUACGCAGCUACCUAUACUAAAUCUAACAACCUACAACGACGACUUUGCUCUCCAGUAUCCCUCUUCGUCGCCCGUAUUUUUUCUUCUCUAUUCCGGGUACCUGUACAUCGUCGGUCGGUGUUAUUCACAUACAUAUUGUAUCUUGGCGAUUAGUUUAAAUCCAAGACUUUGGUUUAUUGAGCAAUAUUCCCCAACUUCGUCACCAGUAGCUCUCCCACCUCUCUAGCUUUGGCGAUCACCCUAUCCUAACUUCUACCAAGCAAUACCUGUUAUAUUAUUCAGCUGAGGUAUAAUCCGACUAUUUAUUACAGCUCUCAACCGCCGCAAUGGCUCCGACUCCGGCGAAGUACGUUCUCCUAUCGCUACCUCUUAGCACCUUCGACACAGGCGACAAGGAAGAAGCUCUCGAAUCUGUCAAGGGAACUAUUACAUCCAAGAAUGGGACUGUCGUGCCAUUUCCCGUCCCCAACUUUAAGAUAGGAACUCUAGACGCAUUGGUUCAGCAAGCCGACGAUUUGGCGAAACUCAAUACUGGCUGUGAGGGGAUAGUUACCAAGGUCGGCGACUCCUUGCGCUCGCUGUACGAAGGCAAUGAAGAGAAGGCAUCCGAGCAAAAGAACGUUAACGACAAGCCAACGGAUCAGUAUCUACGCACCUUUAGUUGGAACAAAGUUCGUUACAGGGCCGACAAACCUGUUGGUGAACUCAUCGAUAUCCUGCAAAAGGAAUUGUCUACGAUCGACGGUGAUGUCAAGGGCAAGUUCAAUCAAUACAACCAAGUCAAGACAAAUCUUGCUUCCCUACAAAGAAAACAAACCGGCAAUCUCGCAACCAAGUCACUUACGCCGAUCGUCAACCCGUCCUUACUAGUACAAGAUUCCGAAUACCUCGAAACACACCUAGUGGCCGUCCCUACCAACCUUAAGAAGGAUUAUCUUAAGAGCUACGAAACUAUCGCGCCUAUGGUGGUUCCUCGGUCGUCUAUACAGGUUGCGCAAGAUGAAGAGUUCAUUCUGUUUGCCGUCACUACGUUUAAGAAGCAUGGUGCCGAAUUUCAACAGAAGUGCAGAGAACAGAAGUGGACGCCCCGUCAGUAUAAGUAUGUCGAGGGUGGCAGGGAAGAAGAGCAAAAAGAAUUAGAUCGCGUAACGCGAGAAGAGAAGAAGGUUUGGGGCGAGGCUUUGCGGUUGACCCGUACCGGAUGGAGCGAGAGCGUCAUGAUAUGGGCGCAUGUUAUGGCCCUCCGCGUCUUUGUAGAGUCCGUGCUGCGUUACGGCUUGCCAUUAGAAUUCGUGUCUGCCCUCGUUUUGACAAACACGAAACUAGCAAAAGAGGUGAAGUCGGCUCUGGACUCGUCUUACUCAUACCUAGGCGGAAACGCGUUCGGGAGAGAUAAGAGAGGGAGGAUCACAAAAGACGACGCAGCUUUAACGUCGGAGAUGGCGGCGGCGGGUCUAGGACACGGAGGUGAAGGAAACGAGUACACGGCUUACGUAUACUAUGAGUUCGAACUAUAAACAGCAUGCUACAGCUACAGCUAAUUUAUUAGGAUGGCGUUUCGCGGGCGGACAAAUGUCAUGGCUAGCAUCCCCUUGAAAUGGGGCUUCGGUUGUCAUAUCAAACAUGGAAUUAUCUGUGUACACUUCUUCGGAUACAAGUCUAUCCAGGAUUUCAUGUCUCGCCUCAUCUUGUCUCUACGUGUUAACCUAA